CGCAACUUAUUUACGUAUUUCUCCACGCUGUCAACUUACAGUACUUCCUUCUUUCCUUCAAUCCCUUUCUACCUUUAUCAUGUUCGUUCCUCACUGAACCAUGAUGCUACUCAUACUCAAGUCCUUCCUCACCCUUCUCGCCCUCCUCGCCACCUGCGUUCUCUUGCCUCAGCUACCCCUGGCCGUUCUCCGCCUGGUGCUCCGUGUUGUGGGAUGGGCCGUGCAGAAACGAACCAGGUCUCGUCGCGAGUACAUCGUUUGGCGCGUCCGCGCCGAGGAGGAGGAGCUCGCCAGAAAGAAAUCUACCAAACCAGCAUCCACAGAAGAUGAGGAUUGGGAAAAGGUCGAUACCUCUUCUAGUGCCAGUUCCGGAACAGCUGGCACCAGUACCAGCGAUGACUGGAAUGGAAUCAUUGGGUUCUUCCACCCGUUCUGCAACGCCGGAGGUGGAGGCGAACGUGUCCUCUGGGAAGCCGUGAGAGCGACCCAGAAGCGCUGGCCCAAGGCCAUUUGCGCCAUCUACACGGGCGAUCACGAGGUCAACAAGACAGCCAUGCUGGAACGGGUGGCAAACCGGUUCAACAUACACCUACAUGCCCCCACCGUCGUGCUGCUUUACCUGACCACCCGCAAAUACGUGGUUAGCAGCAUGUAUCCCUACAUGACUCUACUGGGCCAGUCCCUGGGCUCUCUAAUCGUUGCCUACGACGCUUUCAAUCUCCUCGUCCCGGACGUCUUCGUCGAUACCAUGGGAUACGCCUUCACCUUGGCCUUUAGCAAGCUACUCUUUCCCUCCGUCCCGACUGGUGCCUAUGUGCAUUACCCCACCAUCUCCACCGACAUGCUUAGCUCUCUGGAUGACCAGACUGGCACCAAGGGUAUCAACGCCGGCGCUGGAAAGGGUUUCAGGGGCCAGGUUAAGCGCAGGUACUGGGUUCUGUUCGCUAACCUUUACGGCUGGGUUGGCGGCCACGUUGACGUCGUUAUGUGCAAUUCCUCCUGGACGUCUGCCCAUGUCCGCAGCCUCUGGGGUCCUUCCCGAAAGACCAACACUUUCGACGAACCAACUGUCAUUUUCCCGCCUACCGCGGUGUCUGAACUCGAAUCCACUAUCCACGUCGAUGCCGCAACGGAAAAAUCCCGGGAGCCUGUGAUUCUUUACAUCGCUCAGUUCCGACCGGAGAAGAACCAUCCUCUGCUUCUGCGCUCUUUCGCCCGCUUCCUCCAAAAUUACCGCAACAAGGCCUCUUCGGAGUCUGAGAAGGAGCCCAAGCUUAUUCUCAUAGGCUCCGUCCGCCACGCCUCCCCUGAUGAGACUCAUAUCUAUAACCUCCGCUUGCUCGCCCACGAACUACGCAUUCGCGACAACACGACAUUUCUCUGCGACGCCAGCUGGCCUACAAUUCUUGAGCAUCUCGCAUCCGCCUCCGUUGGCGUCAAUACCAUGUGGAACGAACACUUCGGCAUUUGCGUUGUGGAGUAUCAGGCCGCGGGGCUGAUCAGUGUGGUCCAUGACUCCGGCGGCCCUCGGGAGGACAUCGUGGUUGACCUUGGCGACGGCGCGACGGGUUUCCGGGCGAAUACGGAGGACGAGUUUGCCGCUGCGUUUGAGGCCGCCCUGGCUCUUCCGGAAGAGGAGAAGGUUGCGAUGCGGCUGAGAGCGCGCAAGUCUGCGCUUAGGUUCACUGAGGAGGAGUUUUCUCUUAAGUGGAUCAAAGAGGUUGAGAAACUGGUGCACUUGAGAGGAAACCAAGGGUGACAGAUAGCAGAUAGUUCGUUGUCAGGUUACUUGCUUCCUGUAUGAAGCUGGCGAUGCGUGCUGCUAUACGGGGGUAGGGUAAAGUAGCAGCUCAAUAGUGUUUGCAUCUUCAUAUCACAUGCUGUUCGCUUGGGCCAUAUCUGCCGGCUCUGUAACCAUACCUCGAUGGCGCUUAUAUCUCCUCAGUGCAAAUAGUUAAAU
Messenger RNA from Aspergillus uvarum CBS 121591, 1960 nucleotides. Its product is annotated as alpha-1,2-mannosyltransferase ALG11. Lineage: Eukaryota; Fungi; Ascomycota; Eurotiomycetes; Eurotiales; Aspergillaceae. Gene Ontology annotation, molecular function: GDP-Man:Man(3)GlcNAc(2)-PP-Dol alpha-1,2-mannosyltransferase activity. Gene Ontology annotation, cellular component: endoplasmic reticulum membrane. Gene Ontology annotation, biological process: protein N-linked glycosylation. Bases 101 to 1759 code for a protein of 552 amino acids. The transcript is spliced from 3 exons. The record is from RefSeq and is a predicted model, not a curated record.